GCUUGUCAGGUAAUUGUGUGUUUUUUUCCAAUGGAAUAUCCGUAGACAUCCGCGCGAAUUAUUGCUUGUAUUGUUGUUUUUUAUCGAAUUAAUACAGAAAUAAUUUGUAUAUAUUUAGCUAGACUAAUCAUUUAUAAUUUAGUAUUUUAUCUUGAAAGUUAUUGUUAUUUUUGGUUGGUGUGAGGUUAUUGCAAAUUCUGUAACUAAAUAUUGGUUACUGCGAAAUUAACUAAGGUUUUUUUUUGUGAUGAAGCAGAUCGUGACCAACCAGACGGUGAAGAUCCCCAAUGACCUGACGGUGACUGUCAAGUCACGAAUGGUCACGGUAAAGGGGCCGAGGGGCGUGCUGAAACGUUCCUUCAAGCAUCUUGCGCUGGACAUUCACAUGGUGAACCCGCGCCUGCUCAAGGUGGAGAAGUGGUUCGGCUCGAAGAAGGAGCUGGCCGCCGUGCGCACCGUGUGCUCGCACGUACAGAACAUGAUCAAGGGCGUCACCAAGGGCUUCCUGUACAAGAUGCGGGCGGUGUACGCCCACUUCCCCAUCAACUGCGUCACGUCGGAGAACAACACGGUGAUCGAGAUCAGGAACUUCCUGGGGGAGAAGUUCAUCCGGCGAGUGAAGAUGGCGCCGGGCGUGACGGUGGUCAACUCGCCCAAGCAGAAGGACGAGCUGGUGCUGGAGGGCAACAGCAUCGAGGACGUUUCCCGCUCGGCUGCUCUGAUCCAGCAAUCGACGACAGUCAAAAAUAAGGACAUUAGGAAGUUCUUGGAUGGAUUGUAUGUCUCGGAGAAAACCACUGUAAUUCAGGAAGAGUGAAUAAAGAAGUUUUAUUGUCAUUACAAGUAAA
Molecule: messenger RNA, 848 nt
Organism: Bacillus rossius redtenbacheri
Lineage: Eukaryota; Metazoa; Arthropoda; Insecta; Phasmatodea; Bacillidae
Gene: RpL9
Product: large ribosomal subunit protein uL6
Exons: 5
Coding region: 248-817 (189 amino acids)
Biological process (GO): cytoplasmic translation
Cellular component (GO): cytosolic large ribosomal subunit; ribosome
Molecular function (GO): structural constituent of ribosome; rRNA binding
Source: RefSeq, a predicted model, not a curated record